GUGGGCCUAUCACACGGCGUGUCUCUGUAGUGACCAAUCAGAGCACGCGUUCUUUAGGGUUUUGGCAUUGUUUGUACAUGGUGAGGAAAAGGCCGCGCAUCGUGUGAGCUCACUUUAUUUUGAAAACAAUAUUGGCAUUACUACUUAAAUAUGGAGAGCCCAGAGGGUGAGCGGAACAGCCUCACGCCAAGGUCUCGCUCUCGUUCAAGGUCACGACUGGAGUCGCCAGCCAAUUCGCCCCCUCAUCGCCGUGCUGCAUCACAGUCCCGCUCUCCACAGCCACGUAGACGAUCCUUUAGCAGGUCACGUUCCCGCACGCCUCGUAGGCACCGCUCUCGAAGUGGGUCGCCCCGUAAUGGUCACGAUGGAAGCCGGCGCUCACGACGUACUCGGUCGCCUCAAUCAAGAUCCCCCAUGUCUAAUCGCCGCCGUCAUAUUGGUACUCGAGACAACCCCGAGCCUUCAAAGUGUCUUGGAGUGUUCGGUCUAAGUGUGUACACAACAGAGAGAGAGCUUCAUAGCAUCUUUGACAAGUUUGGACCACUGGAGAAAGUGCAAGUAGUGCUUGACUCAAAGACUGGAAAAUCAAGAGGAUUUGCAUUUGUGUACUUUGAGUCCAUAAAAGAUGCUGCUGAAGCCAAGGAUGAGUGUUCAGGCAUGGAGAUCGACGGACGGAGGAUCAGAGUCGACUUCUCCAUCACCAAGCGACCUCACACACCUACUCCAGGCAUUUACAUGGGUCGACCCACCACCCGAGGAGGUUAUGACAGAGGAUAUGGUGGGCGAGGUGGCGGCGGGUACAGGGGUGAUAGAUACCGUUCUCCGUCGCCACGUUACAGGCAACGUUCCAGCGGUGGCCGCCGCGACUAUUAUGACCGUGGAUAUGACCGUGGAGAUCGCAGUUACUACAGAGGCGGCGGCGGCUACGAUCGCUACGACCGACAGCAACAUUAUGAUCGUUAUGACAGAUAUGAUCGUGCUUACGACAAGUAUGAGCGCUACGAAAGGUCCAGAUCACGCUCAUACUCGCCACGAGAAUCUCACGCUAACUCCCGAGGUGCUGGUGCCAGACGCUGAUCGUCUGAGCCAAUGGAGAUACAAGUAUUGAUGCUUGUGCCACGACUGCUGUCACCUUAAGCUAAACCACAAGAUUCCUCAAAGGUUGUAUAUGAUCCAGAUUUAACAUGUUGCUUAGAAGACCCAAGUUAUUUUUCAAUAACCUUAAGUGAAUUAAAAUUAUUGGUACAUGUAUUGCCUAUAUGACCUGAAUCAUCCCAAGCAUUUUUUUUUUUUGUGACUUUAAUAAGAGACAAUAUCAUUAGUAAGAAAUUGGGCAUUGAGUAAAGUUGUGGAAUGUUCUCUUACAUUUUUAGAAUUUGGUGAUUUAACCAAUGUGUUAUGUGUAAGGCAACUUGGGAGGGGAGAUUGUAUUGCUUCCCAAGUUCAAAUACAGUCCAAAUCAUCAGUACCAGAGAUAAAAGGUAUUAGUACUCUUGAAACUAAUGCCACAAAGAACAAAUAACUAAAUCUGCAGCAGGAACUGAAGUUAUGGAAGUACUGUAUUACUUUAAGGUGAAUGAAGUAAAUUUGAAGUUUUUAUUUAAAUUGCACUGUAAUAUACACACCUUUACUUCAUUUGUGUGGAAGUCACUUUGCAACCUCAAAGUAAACAUUUAUUUUAUUUACACACUGGUACGUCUCAAGUAUAUUUUUUAAAGUGAUCCUGAUCCAUUGUUUAAUACUGUAUUAGAUUUCACUUUGGGAACUACAGUAUUCUCUUCUGAUUUUCUGUUUCAUCUAAGAUAAUAUCAUUUUCUACAGAGGAAUAUAUAUUUUCCAUGAAAAUGUGAGGAAUGUAGAAAUGAUUGAGUUUUAUUCCUGGUUUAGAAAUUUUGAUAAAAAUUUAUGGUAACAAUACCUAAGUUUAGUGUUGACUGACGACUACAGGAUAAUAUAGGUGAGCUGCUGUCAAAACUUUACCUGACCAUUGCUCAGCAAAAGCUGCAAUUUUUACUCCUGUCAAAAGUAACUGGUCCCUUAUAUAAUAGCACAACAGUGAACUUAUACCAGGUUGUCUUUAUUAGAAUGUGAUUUUUUUGUUUAAGUAAAAAGUUAUGCGAUAUUUUGUUUAAGGAAAAAGUUAUGCAAACUAGAAUUUGUUUAGUGUUGAAACGAAGUGAAUGCACCAAAGUAAAUUUAGCUGAAAUGUAUUCAACAGACAUGCGUGAAUAAGUGGAGAAUAUUUCUUGACACUUUUGAACUAAUAUUUAUGACAUGAGUAAAUUUUUGUUUGCCUUUGUGGUCUUUCUUGAGGUAAAAAUUUAGAUUUUUUGUGUCGCAGAUCAAGAAACUUCUUGACAACCAACUGUCAGCUAAGUCUUAUAGGUUUGAUAUUUUAAGUGGUGUUAGGACUUUUGGUUGUCAUCUGAAUGCUGUUAUGCUUGUUAAUCAAUUUAGUUCUUUAUGAAUUCCUUCUAAAAUAUUGUAGUUGGAUAAUGUCAUUAUCCAUAAAGCAUGGAAGUUUGUCAGUUGAUACAUGAUUUAUCUCACAUUAAUGUAAGUUCAAUUGUGAAAAUUUAAUGAAUUACAGGUAUUGACUUUUUUGUAAACAUUUCAGUAUAUAUAUGACAAAAAUUUUCAGUCAUACUUCCUUAGAGUAGAAGUAGCUAAGAGGUAAAAUCCUGAGUAUUAAUUUUGGUCAUAUAUAACUGUUGCAGAUGACUACUACUUAAAAUUACUGUGUGGUGAAUGACCUGGAGAAAUGUGUGAUCUCCUCAAAUAUGUUCAUAUGGACUUUAUAGUUGUAUUUCAGUAUGUACUCCUAUACAGAACUCUUGUGGAAUGUUCUGUGUAUUAAAUAGACUGUACAGUGAAUAUAAACCAAUUGUAAUGCAAAUAUGAAAAAUCUUCAGUAGUAUUUGUAUUGGAAUAAGUUGUGUUUAAUUUUUUUGUGAAUUCCAUUUGUCAGUCAUUCAGUGGGGAUGAGAUGUAGUUUUAAUUAAUGAAUAACUGCACAUAAAGACUUUCAAGUACA
Homarus americanus (American lobster) is the source of this 3034-nucleotide messenger RNA. Its product is annotated as transformer-2 protein homolog alpha-like. Gene Ontology annotation, cellular component: spliceosomal complex. Gene Ontology annotation, biological process: positive regulation of mRNA splicing, via spliceosome. The transcript is spliced from 9 exons. Lineage: Eukaryota; Metazoa; Arthropoda; Malacostraca; Decapoda; Nephropidae. The record is from RefSeq and is a predicted model, not a curated record. Bases 151 to 1077 code for a protein of 308 amino acids. Gene Ontology annotation, molecular function: RNA binding.